AAAACUUCACUUUAUAUCCAUCAAAUUGUGCACACGGAGAUAAAGGUGCUGGUAUGUUUGCUACAUUUGUAGGAACCGGAAAGAAGUACAUUUUGAAUACAUGCAAUAGUCACUAUAUUGGUGCUCCGUCUGGAUACAACACUUUUGUUGAAUUGUUUGAAACAGAUUGUUAUAAGUGUGUUGACUUUGCCACCAACAAUUGUGGAGAUGAUGGAUAUAUAGUAGCUACUUUAGAGAAGGGGAAGACUUAUUUCAUAAGAGCCGGAUGCUCCGAAGAUACUGAUGAGUGUGAAGUGACCUUUAAAAUGAGUGAAGCAAUUGAUACAAUGAAUUAUAAAUGUGAAACUGCCAAGGAAAUUGAGUUGAGACGACCUGGAGAUGUUUACACACAGAUAGUUGAUGGUUCUCACAUGAUAGUAUCAGAGAGUGGCUGUGAUGAAAUUAAAGAUAGACAAGGUUCUUGGUACACAGUCAAAGCACAUAGCAAUAAGACUCCAUUCAUUUCUGGUGUAAUUCCUUACAACUCACAAGAGUUUGUUGGAUUUGUUGAAUUGAGAAGUUCAUGUAAUGCAACAUCACAAUUGUGUGCUGAUUACAAUGGAGUCUCUUCCUUUGUUUUAGGUGGAGAUAUUAAGCAAUUAAGUGUUUUUGCAUCAUCCAUUCGAAUGACUGGGACUGGCAAUACAUUUGGGAUCUUUAUGUUCUAUAGUAUGUAUGGCAACCUAGAGAGUGGAAGUACACCAGACACUGCGAUCAAAAUCACUAUGCCAUACACAGAUGUGAGACUCUAUGGAAAUAGCAAGUUGUCCACUAUGUGCAGAUCUGAUAGAAAGAAUGUCCCGGGUUUAUACUACAUAUUUGAUAUGACAGAAGGCGUGAUGUAUGAUAUGGACACAUGUGGUGAUGAGACUACUAACAUUCUUGGUAUAGAGACACAAGGCGACUUAUAUGGACCAUUUAGAUGUAUUAAUUAUGAUGAAGAUGCUGUCUGUGGUAAUGGAGUUAAACAUGAAGUGAAGGCUAUAGCACAUCCGGGUGCAAAGACACUUGUAUUAGUUUAUGUUAGAGACUAUGCUCGUGUGGGUAUGGGACGUUUCUCCAUAGAUGUGAAGAAUGCGACUUCACCAAAUGAGAAGUGCACAACAGCUAAAGACAUCUCACAGUUCCCAACGACCGAUUUCUUUAAAACCACCAAUAAUAUGAAGUCACGAAGUAAAUGUAAUGGAGAGACUAAUGAUGGGUUACUUGGUGUAUGGUACACUGUCACUGCUCCAGAAGAUAAGACACUUUUGGUAUACACAGACGAUGUAACUCAAUUCAGAUCAAGAAUCGACUUCUACGAAGGGUGCCAGAUAGUGACAUCAGACUCUGUUGGACAGAACUGUAAAGCUUCACAGACCACAUCAACUUCUCCCAAAGGUAAUCAUGGUACUGCAACCUUACUUAAGAUGAAAGCAGGACAAAAAGUCUAUGUCUUAGUUUCAGGAGAGACUGCUGCUAACUCUGGAUAUGGUAAAGUCACCUUCGACUUUUUAGAGAAUGAAGCGACAGAUGAUUCAAGUAGUUCAAAUGAAAAGAAUAAUAAUGGUCUUUCUGGUGGUGCUAUUUUCGGAAUUGUAUUUGCAGUCAUCGUCUUUGUUGUUAUCAUCGCCGCUAUCAUUGGAGUUGUUGUCUUCUUUAUUGUUAAGAAAGGCCCAAAGACAUCUUCCCAUGCCAACUUCUAA
Messenger RNA from Entamoeba invadens IP1, 1724 nucleotides. RefSeq lists its product as hypothetical. Lineage: Eukaryota; Evosea; Mastigamoebida; Endamoebidae. The annotation marks the transcript as partial. The transcript has a single exon. The record is from RefSeq and is a predicted model, not a curated record.